Messenger RNA from Phaeodactylum tricornutum CCAP 1055/1, 1590 nucleotides. RefSeq lists its product with no specific name. Gene Ontology annotation, biological process: protein folding. The coding region runs from base 1 to 1590 and encodes 529 amino acids. Lineage: Eukaryota; Bacillariophyta; Bacillariophyceae; Surirellales; Neidiaceae. The transcript has a single exon. Gene Ontology annotation, cellular component: chaperonin-containing T-complex. The record is from RefSeq and is a predicted model, not a curated record. Gene Ontology annotation, molecular function: ATP hydrolysis activity; ATP binding; ATP-dependent protein folding chaperone.
AUGGACGACGAUCCGACUGCGGGAUCCGUCACGCUACGCAACAUCGAAGCCUGUAUGCAGUUAUCCCGCAUGCUACGCACUUCACUGGGACCUCAAGGACGGUGCAAGCUUGUGGUGAACCAUCUGGAAAGGCUGAUUGUCACGUCCGAUUGUGCUUCCAUUUUGAAGGAAGUAACGAUCGAGCACCCCGCGGCGCAACUGCUUGCCGAGGCUUGUCAGAAGCAAGAAACGGAGCGUGGGGACAACACCAACUUUGUGCUCGCCUUUGGUGGAGAAAUUCUCUGGCAGACGUCACAACUCAUUGCCAAAAUGACUUGGCAACCCGCACCGGAGAUUCUCGCCGGAUACCAGCGAGCACUGACGCUCGUCGAAAACAAGUUGUUGCCCGAUCUAGUUUGUGAUGGAGUUACCGACUUGAAGGACAAGCAUCAGCUUCUCAAGAUUCUACAGCCGGUACUUGCUUCCAAGCAGUACGGAUCCGAACAAACGCUCGCUCCCAUUGUUGCCGACGCUUGUUUGACCGUUAUGGACGCGCAGGGAAAGUUCAACGCCGAAUCCGUUCGCGUUUGCAAGAUUCCCGGUAGUUCCGUUUCGCAAUCGACACUUCUGGAAGGCUACGUUGCCAUGCGGGGGCUCGAAACCGUCGUGACCAACGCGACUGACGCCAAGAUCGCGGUCUACGCUUGCGGCUUUGAAGCGUCGUCUACCGAAGCCAAGGGCACCGUCCUCAUGAAGACGGCCGCCGAUUUGCUGUCGUACAACCGUACCGAAGAAGCAAAAAUGGAAGAAAUCGUGCAAGGGAUUGCUGCUUCGGGGGUCAAAGUUGUGGUUACGGGUGGCAAUCUUUCCGACAUGGCCUUGCACUUUUUGGAUCGCGCCAGUCUGAUUUGUUUGCGCAUCGGCAGCAAGUGGGAAUUGCGUCGCUUGUGCCAAGCCGUCAACGCCACUGCUUUGGUGCGUCUCGGGGCUCCGACCCCGGACGAAAUGGGGUUUUGCGAAUCCAUUCGAACCCAAGAACUGGGGGGCAAAACGGUUACGGUCUUUCGGUCGCACGAGACCAAACUCGCGACGAUCUUGUUGCGGGCCAGUACCAGUUCCGUCCUCAACGAUUUGGAACGGGCCGUCGACGACGGAGUCCAGGCCGUCGUUCAGGCCGGAAAAGACGGACGACUGGUGUACGGCGGCGGGGCCGUCGAAAUGGCCCUGUCCAUGGCACUCCAGCAGGAAGCCAGUCGUGUUCCCGGCCUCGAACAGUACUCCAUCGCCGCUUUUGGUAAGGCUUUGGAAAUUGUACCCCGCACGCUGGCGGAAAACGCCGGCUGGGAUGCCGUACGCGUCCUGGCGGACUUGAAGGCUUCCCACGCCCAGCACGGUACCGAGUCCGUUUGCGAUGUUGGAAUUGACAUUGAACGAUACGGAACCGAAAACGACGACACCGGUGGCACGUGUUCAAUGAAGGAGCGGGGUGUCCUGGAUUUGAUGUCCACCAAAUUAGCGGCAUUGCGCUUGGCCGUCGAUGCCGCCACGACUAUUCUCAAAAUUGAUCAAAUUAUUAUGAGCAAACCGGCGGGUGGACCGAAACCGCAGUAA